AGUUCAACUGUAAAAACCGCACACCGACUCAAGGUUGCUUGCCGGCUCCUUUCCAAAUUAACUUUAAAACCACUCUUCCCUCAACCAAAAUGGUUUCUGUAGAGCUUCGCCUUCUUCCAUCGCCACAACAGUGGCGCGACUUCUAAGAUUCGGCAGCUUCCGGAAGGACUCAGAACCACCUAUAACCCUAGCCGACAGUUCAGCAGGCUGAUCCACUUGGGGGCUAAUUGGAGAAACCAGUUGAUUGGUUGCUUCCGUGCUGCUUCUCUAAGGGCGCUUGCCCUUAAAGAAGCUGACCCAGAGGCCUUGGUGCUGCCGGCGUGGGGAUCCCCAGAUGGGAACGCCCCUUGAUGGAGGAUCUCGUGUGCCUAUUGGCUGUCCUGCCAAACUGCGGAGGGUGACAAGGAAGAAGGUGGCUCCAGAUCUGGAGGUGUGUCCAUGGCGGCGCUUGACCUGCGAGCGGAGCUGGAUUCGCUGGUCCUGCAGCUGCUUGGGGACCUGGAGGAGCUGGAGGGGAAACGAACGGUGUUGAACGCCCGGGUGGAGGAGGGCUGGCUCUCGCUCGCCAAGGCUCGCUACGCGAUGGGCGCCAAGUCGGUGGGGCCCCUGCAGUAUGCUUCCCACAUGGAGCCCCAGGUCUGCCUCCACGCCAGCGAGGCCCAGGAGGGACUCCAGAAGUUCAAGGUGGUGAGAGCUGGUGUCCACGCCCCAGAGGAGGUGGGGCCUCGCGAAGCAGGUCUGCGGAGGCGCAAGGGCCCCACUAAGACCCCAGAACCGGAGUCCUCUGAGGCCCCUCAGGACCCCCUGAACUGGUUUGGAAUCCUAGUUCCUCACAGUCUACGUCAGGCUCAAGCAAGCUUCCGGGAUGGCCUGCAGCUGGCCGCAGACAUAGCCAGCCUCCAGAACCGCAUUGACUGGGGUCGAAGCCAGCUCCGGGGACUCCAAGAGAAACUCAAGCAGCUGGAGCCUGGGGCUGCCUGACAUGCGUGCAAAGAGGCAGGGCAGCGAGCACAGCUGUUCUCCGACAUGGCUACGUGAUCUCAGGCCUUCUUCCUUCACAAUUAGCUCUUGCCCCUACCCCACGCCAGCUAAUGCCCCUUCUGUGUCCCUGCUCUGCAUGUUUCCAUUUUCCUUAGGUGUGAAGUUUGAAGAGGCAAACAGUAAUUUUGAAAGCCACUACUUUGAAACCAUUCUAAGGCCUGAGUUCCCAUAGGACACACUCACAUAGGCAGGUACACGUUAGUCAACAAUUGGAACUGCCUCUUGGAUCACUCAGCUGUGCUUUCAUGGCUGGAUGAUGGAACACUGUGCGAAGAGAGAUGGGGGGCACAGGAAGUAGCGCUUCAUGCUUAGUACAUCCUCCAAAUUGUCUUUGCUGGAGGAGAAAACCGUACUCAGCCAAAAGAUCAGGACAAUAUGACUUGAGUCCACAAGGACACAAACACCUGAGUAGCUGGGCAGCCCUUGGCAGGGUCUAAGCCGGGAAGUAAAAAUGAUCUGGCCUAGAUAUUUAAGGGAACUCUAGGAAGAGGCCUAGGUUUUUAAAAUCCUGUCUCUUUGUCUUACCAUAAGAGGCUGAGCCUCUCUUCAUUUUUUUGAAGGGCCACUUGUGUUUUCUGUUCUGGGAACUUCAUUCAUUUUUCUACUGGGUUGUUGAUCUUUGCAGUAAUUUCUAGGAGCUGUUUAUGUUUGGAGGUAAUUGGUCCUUUGUCCAUAUAUAUGAGAUGUAAGUCUUAUUUUCCAGUUUAUCUUUUUGCUUAUUUUUUUUGACUUUUUAUUGUAAAAUAAAACAUCAAACUGCACAGAACAGUUGAAUAGCUUAAUGAAUAACUACAGUAAAAGCUAUGGUAACCACUACCCAA
Molecule: messenger RNA, 1862 nt
Organism: Pan troglodytes (chimpanzee)
Lineage: Eukaryota; Metazoa; Chordata; Mammalia; Primates; Hominidae
Gene: VMA22
Product: coiled-coil domain containing 115
Exons: 5
Coding region: 439-981 (180 amino acids)
Biological process (GO): vacuolar proton-transporting V-type ATPase complex assembly
Source: RefSeq, a predicted model, not a curated record